AUGGUUCUACGCAUUAAAAGCGCCUUCGCACCCGCAUUCUCUGAAGUCCACAAUUUUAACUCUUCAACGGUCCACACGAUCGCGCUUCCACCCUCCCUCCUUUCUCGCCUCCUGUUUAUCCUCUCCCCUAGCCCCCUUGGGCCCCAGUACACCCCCUACCUCACCCUUUUCCACGACAUCCUCGCUCUACUGAUCUUGUACAACACCAUUCAGGCUGUCCGCCACCUCCGUCGUCUCCAAUGGCACACACUGAACUCGCGUGUAAAAGGUGUCGUCUUUAACGCCAUACGGCAGGCGGGGCCCGUGCGAAGAAAACUGGAGGCAGAGACGCGUGCUCUGGAGGCCUCCCUGGAGCGUUCGCUGAGGCCCCCAGGCUGGAACAAGGGCAGUUACACGGGGGGAGGGAGGCGUUCCCUGCCCACGGAAGGGCUGGCGGCCGAGGCUCUCCUCCGGGAGAUGGAGGGCUUCGUGGCCAAAGAGGAGAGGAAGUGGAAGGACGGGUGGGUGUCCGGGGCGGUCUAUGGGGGAGAGGAGGCAGUGGGGAACUUGAUGGGCCGCGCGGUUGCCUUGUACGCCUUGGCAAACCCCCUGCACCCCGACCUGUGGCCGAGCGUGAUGAAGUUCGAGAGCGAGGUGUGCGGGAUGGUCUGCCGGCUCGUGGACGGGGGGGACCCGGACGUGGUGGGGUGUUUGACGUCAGGCGGGACGGAAUCGAUCCUCUUGGCCGUCAAGGCGAGCCGAGACCGGGCCUGGGCGGAGAAGGGGGUCGGAAAGGCGGAGGGGGAGAUUGUCGCCUGCGUCUCUGCCCACGCGGCGGUGCACAAAGCCGCGGACCUGAUGGGAUUGCGCCUCAUCCUCGUGCCCAUGGACCAGACCACCUACCAACUAGACCUGAGCGCCAUGGAGGCUGCGAUCACCGCCUCCACCGUCCUGCUCUACGCGAGUGCGCCCACAUUUGCUCAGGGCGCGAUCGACGACGUUGCCGGAGUCUCCCGCCUGGGCGGGAAGUACGGGGUCAGCGUGCACGUGGACUGUUGCCUGGGGGGGUUCAUCCUUCCCUUUGCCCGCCGCGCCGGUUUUUCCGACCUCCCCACCGUCGAUUUUGCACUGCCCGGAGUCACCUCCAUGAGCAUCGACACCCAUAAGUACGGCUACGCGGCCAAAGGCACCUCGGUGCUCUGUUACCGGAGCAAGGCCGUGCGUCGCUACCAGUACUUCUGCUUCCCGUCCUGGACAGGGGGUCUGUACGUGACACCAACCCUGGCAGGAUCGCGCCCUGGGGCUUUGAGUGCCGCCUGUUGGGCAGCCCUGAUGCAUGUGGGGGAAUCUGGAUACAUAGAGCGGGCUGGAGCGGUCUUGCGCACCGCCAGAAGGAUCGCGCAGGGUGUGCGGGAAGGAAUCCCAGGCAUCCGCUUGUUGGGCACGGCCCCGGCGAUGAUCGUUUGCGUGGGAGGAACGAAUGGCUUGGAUAUCUACGGUGUCGGUGACCGCAUGAGUAAAAAGGGAUGGAAUCUGAACAGUUUGCAGUCUCCACCCGGGCUGCAUCUCUGCUGCACUCUGCGGCACGUGGGGCGGGAGGAAAGCUUCAUACAGGACUUGAGAGAGGCAGCUGGCGAGGCUCUUGAAGAGAUAAGAGAGGGAAAGACGGAGAAAGAUAAGGGCUCGAUAAAGGGGAAUGCGGCCAUUUACGGCAUGGCGGCCACUUUGCCGGCUGGUCCCGUGAAUGAAAUGCUGGGAACAUACACAGACUGCGUGUUGAAAUCGUGA
Molecule: messenger RNA, 1767 nt
Organism: Nannochloropsis gaditana CCMP526
Product: sphinganine-1-phosphate aldolase
Exons: 1
Coding region: 1-1767 (588 amino acids)
Biological process (GO): carboxylic acid metabolic process; sphingolipid catabolic process
Cellular component (GO): endoplasmic reticulum
Molecular function (GO): sphinganine-1-phosphate aldolase activity; pyridoxal phosphate binding
Source: RefSeq, a predicted model, not a curated record